AAAUCCGAUAUUUUUUUGAAUCUGGUCUAUCUGAUCUGUAAGACCGUAUAGUUUUAUAUUUUUCUUUUCACCUGAGACAAAGAGGAAAUUUUGUUUCUUGCUAAUUAGUUUUUGCGAUCCAUGUUUCAAUCCUCACUCGUAGUUUCGAAGUGUCAUUAGAGAAGGCAACCGCACUUUGGGAAAUUAAAAGUGUUGAAGGAUUGCAAUGAACAAAUGUAAUUAUAUCUCGUGUAGGUCUUUGGGAGUACCGUGUCACAUCUUUUGAAUAUUUAUCAGCAACGAGCAUAGGUGGGUAUAAAAUUUCCAAUAUAUGAUAUCAUAGCGAUACUUACACGUCACUUUCUGAUGAAUAGCACAAUAUAGGACGCAGUAUCAUUGAUAAUUUUCUGGGAGCAGUUUUCUCGCCGUGGUGAUGAAACUUGCAGAAAUAGUUACAGUUUUCUCCGUCCUGUUCCUGGUAACAUUUUCUAUGGGAGAUGGCGCUCCACAAUGGCGACCACAGGGCAGAUUUGGAAAACGUCUUGACCAGAGGUUCCCUUCUUCAUGGCAGCCAGUUUCCGGUACAGAAAAAGACAUCGACGUUUUCCCCGUUUUGGAGGAGCACACAGAUGUACAGACAAACAAUGUAGAUAAUCUUAUAAAUGUCCUAAAGAAAGUAUGUGUGGAAAGCAACGUACCUGGGCUCUAUAAAUGUUACAGAAGGACAGAUUCCGGAUUCAGAUCAUCUUCGGGGGAUGCUUGACUGGUGCUUUUUUUUCCCAUGAGGACAAUAAAAUUACAACAAAGACUAUGUAAUUCCAUAAACACCAUUUGAAUAUGUUAAAACUAAAAGAAACCGUCAACAGCAAUCUGCACAUAGAAUAUGUGUCAACGUGCAACAAAAUUGUGAUCUCUUCAAUGUUUGAUUCUGCUUGUUUUCUUUAUUUUGUAUUUCUAAAACAUUUCACAAGAAUAUAAAACAUAUAACAUCCAUCGUAAAACUGUUGCCUCGUAUUUUUCAUGUCCCCAAAAUAAAAGAUUAGGACAAAUUCC
This is a messenger RNA of Ostrea edulis (European flat oyster), 1032 nucleotides long. RefSeq lists its product as uncharacterized. The coding region runs from base 413 to 742 and encodes 109 amino acids. The record is from RefSeq and is a predicted model, not a curated record. The transcript is spliced from 4 exons. NCBI's taxonomy places the organism in Eukaryota, Metazoa, Mollusca, Bivalvia, Ostreida, Ostreidae.